AUGCAUUUCUCAAAGAUUAUCGCUGCUGAUUUCCUUGCCGCUCCUCUCGUAGCUGGCCAAGCUUCCGCUUUCGGUGGUGCUGUCCCAACUGGUACUGGAGAGAUUGGUUCUCGUCCAUCUGGCGGUUUCGCCUCGGCUUCUGGCGGAUUUGGAGGACAUGGUGGACAUGGUGGACAUGGUGGACAUGGUGGACACCACAGCGGUAGCGCUGGCGUUCAACCAAUCGGUUUAUCUAACUUCGCAAACAAGGCACAACACUCUGACAUAGCUCAAGCUUCAGGCAAGGGUGGUCUCAAGGGAGGAAAGGGUGGUUCUUCAAUGACAGGUGCCUUCGGAGCUCAAUCUACUGGAGGUUCCAAGCCUUCUGGUCAUCAAAAACGUCAACAGAGCAGUGCCGCCUUUUCACAAGGUGGUGAGAUGCAACAACCUACUGGCUCAUUGUUCCAGGGUGGUUUUGCUUCGCCAACUGGUGGUUUCGGAGGUCAUCACGGCGGCAGUCACGGACACAGUAGUCAAGGUAGUGACGAUGAAUCUACAUAG
Messenger RNA from Sclerotinia borealis F-4128, 540 nucleotides. NCBI's taxonomy places the organism in Eukaryota, Fungi, Ascomycota, Leotiomycetes, Helotiales, Sclerotiniaceae. The record is from the annotation of a GenBank genome assembly.